This is a messenger RNA of Sycon ciliatum, 3759 nucleotides long. RefSeq lists its product as uncharacterized. The record is from RefSeq and is a predicted model, not a curated record. The transcript has a single exon. NCBI's taxonomy places the organism in Eukaryota, Metazoa, Porifera, Calcarea, Leucosolenida, Sycettidae. The coding region runs from base 90 to 3182 and encodes 1030 amino acids.
UCUUUUCUUUUUAUGUUUCGGAGCUAGCGCUAGGUCCAAAGGAAUAAUGCUCCUGACCUUCGCGCUAAGUAGGCUGAGCACGGAUAGUGAUGGAACCAUCAGCAAAAAGAAAUCCGCCGCCACGGUCCGUUGACGAAGCAAGGCGGCUGAUCUCGGACGCCAUUCAGGCAACUGGACUCCAGUUGAGUGGUGGAUUGGACACUGAUGUAGAAAUCCCUUUGGGGGAGAUCUACGUCAAUCUUCAACUGUUAGAUCAGGCUCGGCUGAAAAGCCUGCUUUGUGAUGAGUCAAUGGUGGGCUCAAAGCCUUCCGAGCGGCCGUUGGAACAUGAAAUGCCACUGGACGAACUGUUGGCGUCCAAGUCCGAUCACGGAACCAAUUCAGCAAACAAUGCGCUAGCUCUUGGUAGUGGUGGGACCGGGAAAUCGACUGCUUUUCUCCUAUCUGCCGUGUACAAAUGGAGUAGAGGAGAGCUGUGGAGAGACAGGUUCGAUCUUGUGUUUGCUGUGCCUCUGCGAAAACCAGCAGUACAAAAGGCCAAGAGUUUGCACGAGCUUCUCUCCACCAAAUUGAAAAGCAUGGAUAUGGAUGAUGACGAGCUGCAAGAGUUGGCACGUCACCUUCGCUCUAAUCCACACCGAUUGUGCUUGAUCCUGGAUGGACUUGAUGAAUGUAGACUUUCCGGUCUAAGCACGUACAUGAACGACCUCGUCUUACGGAAAGGCAGUGUGAGUGCGGCAAGCGUUAUAGUGACAUCACGGCCAUGCCAAGAUGCGUCGAAUCUCUCCCACUGUGGAAAAUAUCGUCGGAAAGUGGAAGUUCUUGGGUUCUCUGAUUCAGGUGUGAAGAGUUACAUACGUCGAGCUCUGGAACCCGAGAAGGCGCAGCUUAUGAUGCUCCACUUGCAAAAGGACCCAGAGCUGAAAACUCUGCUCCGCACUCCGCUGUAUGCCGCUACUCUGUGUACUAUGUAUAAGGCUGGCUUCAAAGUGCCUCACAGCAUCACGCGUAUAUACGAGAUGAUGGUAAUGCGCAUCCUGGCGGGCCGUAGUACUGACUGUGUGACCCGCGGCCUGGAAGCGGCAAGUGUUGCACUUCAAGAAUCAGAAGCGGUGCGCAGCCUUGGUCGCUUGGCGUACAGCAUGCUUUUGGAGAAUCAAUACGAGUUUGCCAAGUCGAAAGUCGAGCCAGCGGUGCAUGGUCUCGGAUUCUUGCGAUCAAGCCCUGAAGGGAUUGCUGCCGGUGAGAUACUCUGCUGGUUUCAUCACGCGACUUUCCAGGAAUACUUUGCUGCAUUGUACAAGACACGCCUGUGCGACUGGUGCAAGCAAGCGUCGCUAAUGGAGAUCACGGUGGAGCUUGAAACGAUGCAAGCCAUUUCACCCCUGUGCUGGCAGUUUAUGCUUGCAAUGUUGCCGUCUGAAGACGUCGGAGUUGUCCUGGAAAUGAUCUGGGAGAACGCCAUUUCCAAAGACAACCCUGCCAGUCAGGACGAGCCCAGUGAGCGGAGUGAGGACAGUGGUGACGACGACGACGAAGACAACGGAGACGAAGACGACAGAGACGGAGACGACGAAGACGACGGAGACGGAGACGACGAAGACGACGGAGACGAAGAUGACGGAGACGAAGACGACGGAGACGACGAAGACGAUGGAGUCGACGAAGACGUCGGAGACGACGAAGACCUCAAAGAUACGGAUGAAAGCAACAAUGCAUCCCCACCAGAUGCAUCCCCACUGACAUCCCAGGAAAGCGAAUUGGCUAUGGACUCUGCUGGAAAAGACCUGUAUAGCUCACCAAGGAUGAAGACACAGCACGAAACCACGCGGGGAGGGCGAAAGUCAUCAUCCCACAAUGACAAUUCCGGGUACGUGCUUAAAAGCUGUGAAGAAGGCCCUCCGUCAAGUUCUUCCAACAGCUCCGAAGAUUCCAUUACCAACCCUGAGAAGUGGGCACGGGGAAAUCCUGAUCCUGAUAUGUUCGGCAACAGUGAAAGUGGAGAUUCGACGGAGAUCUCUUCCGACACAGGCUCAAGUGGAGGCUCAGGAUCGGCUCCAGCACUACAUGCUGAGCCAGUGGUGCUCCGGCUGCCCCGUCACAGGGAGAUGGUUCUUAAAUUCCUGACCGAUGUCCUCGCCCGACCUGUCCUGGAGGCGCUGGCCAAAAGCCUGCUUUCGGGCCACACAAAGGAUGUUGACGGCAGGAUCAAAAACGAAUUUCCAGUGAAAGAAGAACACUCGGACAGUCUGUAUCUUCUAACAAUGGUGAAGCUCUGGGAAAAAUUGGAAAAGACGCCAACGUCGACACUGAUCCUGCACGCGUUACAGAAGAUAGACAAAACAGCUGCAGAAGGGUUUCACAAACUACUUCGGGCAGAAGCUCAGAAUGUUGCUAUCAAACCAAGACCGGCUAAAACAGGACGUGAGCGGUUUUGCCUGCUGCGACUUCUCAUCGCGCUUUGCGAACACGCUUCGUUCAACGCUACAUCAUGCAAAGGUAAAUGCACUCUAUUGCCGCUUGUGUUUCCUGAUGGCCUUAUCAUUUCCAUCGAACGUGUGGCUGCUUCGCUUGAUCACCGUGCCUGCUCUGCAAUUAGCCAUAUCAUUUCCGAUCACGAUUGUAUUUCAUUUCCUAGCAUAAACCUAGAAGAUUGCAUAAUGAUGGAUGCUGGCUUUUCCAUGGUCAGCGCAAGCCUGAGCGCCCGGAGGAACCUGGACGUUCGCGUUCUGGACGUUCGCGGUGCUGCGAUACGCGAUUCUGCGCUCCUCGUAUCUGCCAUCGAUGCGUUGAAAGCUGACCUACUUGAUGUCUAUGUUGGCGACAACCCGACUGGUCGAGAGGGUCUGGUGGCUGUAUGCCGGGCAGUCUCGACAUGCACGCAUGCUCGCUACGUUGACGUUUCCAGCAUGAACAAUGCCGGGCCUGCAACCGUCGAGUGCAUAACUGAAAUAGUUAAGCAAUGCACGGAGCUCUGUGAGUUGAUUUUGUCAUGGAAUAACAUCAAACCAGACCACCCGGAGCAGUCCACACGCCUCGUCAAUGCCGUGGAGGCUCACUGUUAUCUUGAAACCAUCGAAGCCAAAGGCCCGGACAAGAGUCGCGGCUUUCAGGAUUCAUGGUUGAACCUCCAACUCUCUUCCCUCGCUCAGAAGUCGAAGUUUGAUUACAUAACACUGUGAACAACAUGCUGUGAAAAAAAACGCAAUCAGCCAUGAGAAAUUUGUGCUUUGAUAUGACACUACCGGUACUAUUGCAGGUAUACAGCCACUUGAAUAUUUUACUAUCGCAUUUCCCGCAGAACAAGUUCUUCUUGAAGGAUCCCCAAGAACCUGGCCAAAUUUCGCUCAGUAUCACGCUAUGCAAUACGGGCUGACUUCAUCAGUCUUUCCUACCUCGAUCUACUGCCCAGCUCUCAUUGACUAUUUCGGAAGCUGCAGUAACUGUUAUAAUAAGUAGAUGUGUGCAAUCACUUUUUUUUUGCUUUUGUAUUGUCUGGCCGGUGUAGUUUCAACAGCUACCUCUAUAUUUGUUGGCGUCGAAUUAGACUGCCUCGUUGCAUUUGUUAUAAUUUUGCCCCAGGGAACAUUCUUUUUUUGGGGAGCGAUUCCUGUAUAUGCUGUAUACGUAGACGUGAGCCAGGCGCAUGCGCGCCUGGCUCAUGGGCUGUUUUGCAUGCUUGCCGUGCUGGACUAGACGUCCGAGAAUGUGAGCUCUUUUUCCUUGUCCUUCAGUUCUUUCAUUAUUAGAAUAACCAUA